AUGAGAUUCAAAGAUUUCUUCUGUUGUUUCAGGUGUCAGAAGGAGCCUGAAGAGGACGAAAAUAAUCUUGUUGAGCUUGGGGAAGAAAAUGGCAUUGAGCUGGACGUAGAAAAUGUGAUUGAGCUGGAGAAAGAAAAUGAACCUGAAGAGGACGAAGAUAAUGUUGAUGAGCUCGGGGAAGAAAAUUGCAUUGAGUUGGACGUAGAAAAUGUGAUUGAGCUGGAGAAAGAAAUUGAGCCUGAAGACGACGAGGAUAAUGUUGAAGAGCUCGGGGAAGAAAAUGGCAUCGAGUUAGACGUGGAAAAUGUGAUUGAGGUGGAGAAAGAAAAUGUGCCUGAAGACGACGAGGAUAAUGUUGAUGAGCUGGAGGAAGGAAAUGACGCAAAUGAAUACAGUAUUCGGCCAAGAAAGAAGGACGAAGUGUUGGGCUGGCAACCUUCACUCGACGAUAUUGAAGAAGAAAACGCAAUCGAAUGCAUCUCGAUCGAAGAGAUCUUCGAAGAAGAACAGGAAAACCAAAUUGUUGAAUUAAAGAACAGGAAUGACGAUGAGGGCGAGCCGAAAGAGGACGGGGAUAAUGUUGAUGAUCUGGAGGAAGAAAAUGACGCAAAUGAAUACAGUAUUCGGCCAAGAAAGAAGGACGAAGUGUUGGACUGGCAACCUUCACUCGACGAUAUUGAAGAAGAAAACACAAUCGAAUGCAUCUCGAUCGAAGAGAUCUUCGAAGAAGAACAGGAAAACCAAAUUGUUGAAUUAAAGAACAGGAAUGACGAUGAGGGCGAGCCGAAAGAGGACGGGGAUAAUGUUGAUGAUCUGGAGGAAGAAAAUGACGCAAAUGAAUACAGUAUUCGGCCAAGAAAGAAGGACGAAGUGUUGGGCUGGCAACCUUCACUCGACGAUAUUGAAGAAGAAAACGCAAUCGAAUGCAUCUCGAUCGAAGAGAUCUUCGAAGAAGAACAGGAAAACCAAAUUGUUGAAUUACAGAACAGAACGAUCGAAGAGAUCUUCGAAGAAGAACAGGAAAACCAAAUUGUUGAAUUACAGAAUCGAAUGCAUCUCGAUUGA
Anopheles coustani is the source of this 1065-nucleotide messenger RNA. RefSeq lists its product as uncharacterized. NCBI's taxonomy places the organism in Eukaryota, Metazoa, Arthropoda, Insecta, Diptera, Culicidae. The transcript is spliced from 6 exons. Bases 1 to 1065 code for a protein of 354 amino acids. The record is from RefSeq and is a predicted model, not a curated record.